Nelumbo nucifera (sacred lotus) is the source of this 1972-nucleotide messenger RNA. NCBI's taxonomy places the organism in Eukaryota, Viridiplantae, Streptophyta, Magnoliopsida, Proteales, Nelumbonaceae. The record is from RefSeq and is a predicted model, not a curated record.
UGUUUUAUUUGAUCAGUCCACCCCCACAAAUAGAGACAUUUGGAUUCCCAGAGUGCAGCUGAAUUAACCUAAGAGCUCAUGAGAUGAGUUCGUCUUCGCAACUCUACAGCAUAGGAGACAGGAUUCUCCAUCUCUUGAACACUUGCACUUCUCCCACACAACUCCACCAAAUCCAAGCCCAAAUCAUACUUCACAAACUUCAUUUCGACACCACCGUCGUCUUCCACUUCAUCAAAGCUUGUCAAUCUCUUCGUCUCUUAGACUCCGCGCUCCUCCUGGCCACCCAGAUUCCUAGACCCCAUGUCUUCAUCUGCAACUCCCUCAUCAGAGCCUUCUCUCACACCCAUUCACCCCAAGCCUCCAUUUCUGUUUAUGCCCGUAUGCUGAGAGACUCUGUUUCUCCCAAUAACUUCACCUUCCCCUUCAUUCUGAAAUCCCUCUCUGACCUCAAGCACCUCAAACAGGGCCAGGCCGUCCAUACCCAGAUCAUUAAAUUAGGCCAUUUCAAUGAUAUCUACAUUCAGAAUUCACUGUUGAACCUCUACGCGGCCUGCGGUGAUAUGGAGACAUGUCAACGGGUGUUUGAUGAAAUGCCUCGGAAAGAUGCUGUUUCUUGGACUGUCUUAAUUGCCGGCAAUCGAAGUGCUAGGAAGCUUGACGAGGCACUUAUUGCCUUCGAGCAGAUGCAAUUCUCAGGUGUAUUGCCAAAUCCCGUGACGAUGGUGAAUGCGUUGUCCGCAUGUGCCAGCUCUGGUGCGCUUGAAAUGGGUGCUUGGAUACAUGAUUUCAUAACAAGGCAGGGAUGGAAAUUGGAUGUGAUUCUCGGCACUUCUUUGGUUGAUAUGUACGGGAAAUGCGGUAGAAUCGACGCGGGGUUGAGUGUUUUCCAUAGUAUGGGUGAGAAGAAUGUCUAUACGUGGAACUCACUUAUCAAAGGACUCGCUCUGGCGAAGAGCGGACAGGAGGCAGUACGGUGGUUUUCUCGGAUGGAAGAAGAAGGGAUCAAGGCGGACGAAGUGAGUUUAAUUGGAGUCCUAUGUGCUUGCAGCCAUUCUGGGUUAGUUCAAACGGGCCGAGAGAUCUUCCAUUCCAUGAUUGAUGGGAAAUAUGGAUUUUCACCAGGUGUUAAACACUAUGGGUGUAUGAUUGAUCUGUUUGGGCGUGCAGGUUAUCUUGAAGAAGCAUUCGAAUUCAUAGAAAGAAUGCCUUUUCAUCCUACAAAAGUUAUGUGGGGAGCACUGUUAGCCGGGUGCAGAGCUCAUGGAGAUUUAGAACUCAGCGAAUUUGCAGCAAGGAAGCUCGUGGAGUUGGAACCUAACAAUGGCGCUUACUAUAUUCUGUUAUCCAACUUGUGUGCAGAGAUGGGCAGGUGGAACGAUGUGGAGAAGGUGAGGCGGUUAAUGAGAGACAGGGGACUUAGGAAGGAUUUAGGAUCUAGUUCAAUACAACUCCAAGAACCCAAGAGACAUGUUUAUGGAUUAUUAGCACCAUGAGUCUCAUUUCUUGGAAGAAAUUACACCUGUUUGAGCUUGCCGGGUUUCUUUCGAUCAGCUGGCUAGUAUUUCUAUUUUUAUAGCGUGGGUCUGCAGUCUUGUGUCAUGCCAUCAACAAUUUGAUCAAUCAAAUGGUCUUAGAUUGAUGCAGUUGGCAACUUUUGUUUACUGCCUCAGACGGAGUAAUUGAACAGACCAGGGUGGUCUCAGAAAGGAUGAUCCUGAUCGAUGCAUUGGCCCACUCUGGAACUGCGGAUAGGCCUACUAUGAUUUGGGCAACGCGGUGGUUGGAUGGCUGAUGGCUUCGGGGAUCAAUUAGGGCCUACUAGAUUUUAGAAGAAUGAACCAGGGGUGCAGGCUGGGAUGAAGGCUACUUGUGGGUUAUUGUUUUUCCCCCUCAGUCUCAAGCCAAAAGUUUCCAUUGAUCUGAUAUGUGUCUGUACAACCAAGGCUCAAACAAGUAUACAAUUUAUUUGAAA